CCUUCUUUCUCCUGCAGAGAAGAAGGGGAUUCAAACGCCCCAUUCUCUCAGUAGUGCAUUAUUUAUUGUUAUAGAUAUAGAAUAACAAAAAAAUUGUCUUAUCUUCAAUAUGAAGGACAAUUUUUCUGCAAUCACAAUGUUUACUCUCUCAGGGGUAAGUGGCACAACAAACUACAGAGUCACCCUCUUUGUUCUUACUUUUUUGUGUUACUGUGUGAUAUGGCUUGUAAAUAUGACCAUAAUUGUCGUAACCAUUGUGGAUAAAAACCUUCAUCAACCCAUGUAUAUCUUCCUCUGCAAUUUGUGCAUCAAUGGUCUUUAUGGAACUGCAGGCUUUUACCCCAGAUUUCUCAAGGAUCUUCUGUCUACAGCUAAUAUUAUAUCGUAUACGGGGUGCCUCCUGCAGGGUUUUGUUUUGCACUCUUCAGCUUGUACUGAUUUUUCUAUUUUAGCUCUAAUGGCCUAUGACCGAUAUGUGGCUAUAUGUCGGCCUCUGGCAUACCACUCAGUGAUGACUAAACAAAGAAUCUGUGUGCUUGUGUUUUUUGCUUGGAUUAUUCCUUUUUAUCUGUUGCUCAUGAGCACAAUCACAACGUCGACGUCAAGGUUAUGUGGCUCACACAUACCGAAGAUCUACUGUAUUAAUUUUUUGGUUGGUAAACUAGCCUGUUCUGCCCCCAUAUCAAUGAUCAUUAUGCCAGCUUUUAACUAUACUUUUUAUUUUUGCCAUGUUCUUUUUGUUGUUUGGUCUUAUAUUUAUCUGAUCAAAACAUGCCUUAAAUCACAAGAGAACAGAAGUAAGUUCAUGCAAACAUGUAUGCCACAUUUAUUCUGUUUAAUUAUUGUUGUUGUAUCCUUGCUUUUUGACUUGCUGUACAUGCGAUAUGGCUCAAAAGAGUUACCACAAAGUCUACAAAACUUUAUGUCAAUAGAAUUUCUUGUUAUUCCUCCAAUUAUCAAUCCACUGAUAUAUGGUUUGAAAUUAACGCAAAUAAGGAACAGAGUUCAGCAAAUAUUGUUUGGUAAACGUGUCAAUACUUAGGCAAAAAGUUGUAUCGUGGGGAGAAUUAUGUGCCCAUUUGAAAGUGAUUAGAUGUUGUAUAUUAUCAUUUCUCAAGGUCGUGUGAAACAGAAAUGCAAAGAAGAUGCUAAGAUGAAAAAAAAAAACAUACUGUAGAAUAAUUGUUGCAACACUGUUGUUGCUAGACCUGUCAUUUAUAUUUUUCGUUGCUAAAUAAUAUUCGUAGCAUAAUCUCUAAUAUGUCUAGUUAUUGUAUGUCUACAUAUAU
Molecule: messenger RNA, 1289 nt
Organism: Labrus mixtus (cuckoo wrasse)
Lineage: Eukaryota; Metazoa; Chordata; Actinopteri; Labriformes; Labridae
Product: olfactory receptor 13D1-like
Exons: 1
Coding region: 110-1042 (310 amino acids)
Biological process (GO): G protein-coupled receptor signaling pathway
Cellular component (GO): membrane
Molecular function (GO): olfactory receptor activity; G protein-coupled receptor activity
Source: RefSeq, a predicted model, not a curated record